Molecule: messenger RNA, 549 nt
Organism: Tachyglossus aculeatus (Australian echidna)
Lineage: Eukaryota; Metazoa; Chordata; Mammalia; Monotremata; Tachyglossidae
Product: octapeptide-repeat protein T2-like
Exons: 2
Coding region: 1-549 (182 amino acids)
Source: RefSeq, a predicted model, not a curated record
AUGCCGCAAGCCUUCAUCGCCCCGACCCAGCCGAUCCGCCGGGAAAAGCCGGGAACGGCCGAAAGGAGCCGGAAACAGCCGAGGGGAGCCGGAAACAGCCGAGAGGAGCCGAAAGGAGCCGGAAACAGCCGAGGGGAGCCGGAAACGGCCGAGAGGAGCCGGAAACGGCCGAGAGGAGCCGAAAGGAGCCGGGAACAGCCGAGAGGAGCCGGGAACAGCCGAAAGGAGCCGAAAGGAGCCGGAAACGGCCGAAAGGAGCCGGAAACGGCCGAGAGGAGCCGAGGGGAGCCGGAAACGGCCGAGAGAGGCCGAGAGCAGCCGGAAAUGGCCGAUGGCCGAGAGGAGCCGGAAACGGCCGAGAGGGGCCGAGAGCAGCCGGAAACGGCCGAGAAGGGCCGAGAGGAACCGGAAACGGCCGAGAGGGGCCGAGAGGAACCGGAAACGGCCGAGAGGAACCGGAAACGGCCGAGAGGAGCCGAAAGGAGCCGGGAACGGCCGAGAGGAGCCGGGAACAGCCGAAAGGAGCCGAAGCAGCAAUGGCAACAUUAG